Molecule: messenger RNA, 6008 nt
Organism: Artibeus jamaicensis (Jamaican fruit-eating bat)
Lineage: Eukaryota; Metazoa; Chordata; Mammalia; Chiroptera; Phyllostomidae
Gene: TTI1
Product: TELO2 interacting protein 1
Exons: 8
Coding region: 105-3476 (1123 amino acids)
Biological process (GO): chromatin remodeling
Cellular component (GO): cytoplasm
Source: RefSeq, a predicted model, not a curated record
GCGGCGCGCCAGUUACGCGUCACUUCCGGCGAGGCUGAGGAGGCGGGAGAGGGAAACACUGGAAGACGAGGAUGUUUCCUUGGUGAGAGGAAGGCUUUUGCACAAUGGCAGUUUUUGACACUCCUGAAGAGGCCUUCGGCGCCUUGCGUCCCGUCUGCGUUCGGCUCACCAAGACGCAGACGGUGGAGAACGUGGAGGAGCUGCGGGCGCAGUUACGGACCGUGAGUGGCUCUGCCCUCCAGGAACUCCAGCAGUACGUGCUCUUCCCUUUGCGCUUUACCCUGAAGACGCCGGGUCCCAAACGGGAGCGCUUGAUCCAGAGCGUGGUGGAGUGCCUCACCUUUGUCCUCGCCUCGACGCGUGUGCGGGAGCAGGAGCUCCUCCAGGAACUCUUCUCAGAGCUCUCCAGUUGUCUGUACUCCCCCAGCUCCCAGAAGCCCGCCGCUGUGUCCGAGGAGUUGAAACUGGCUGUGAUCCAGGGCCUCAGCACAUUAAUGCACUCUGCUUACAGGGACGUCAUUCUGACUUUCUACGAGCCCUCCAUUCUGCCUCGUUUAGGGUUCGCAGUAUCUUUAUUGUUAGGCCUCGCAGAGCAGGAGAAAUCAAAGCAAAUUAAAAUCGCUGCCUUAAAAUGUUUACAGGUCCUCCUCCUUCAGUGCGACUGUGACGACCACCCGAGGUCCUUGGACGAGCUGGAGCAAGAGCAGCUGGGGGACUUGUUCGCUUCUUUUUUACCUGGAAUCUCAACUGCACUGACCAGGAUCAUCACAGGAGACUUUAAACAAGGGCACAGCGUUAUCGUAUGUUCCCUGAAGACCUUUUACAAGACGGUGGGCUUUGUCAUGGCUGAUGAACAGCUCAGAAGAGUCUCGAAGGUCCAGGCAAAGCCUGCGGUGGAGCACAGGGUAGCAGAGCUGAUGGUUCACAGGGAAGCCGAUUGGGUGAAAAACACUGGUGACAAGUUGACUGUCCUUAUUGAGAAGGUAACGGAGUGGGUUUCAGUUCACCCACACUGGAAGGUGAGGCUGGAGCUGAUAGAACUGGUUGAGGCCCUUCUUUUGAAGUGCAGUCAGUCACUGGUCAAAUCGGCCGGUUCCCUUCUGAAGGCUUUGGUGGGUCUGCUAAAUGAUGAGAGUCCAGAAGUCCAAGCCCAGUGCAACAAAGUGCUGAGACGUUUUGCAGACCAGAAGAUAGUGGUGGGCAGCAGAGCCUUUGCUGACAUCUUGUCAGAAAACCUGCAUUCCCUGGCCACCUCUCUUCCCCGCCUGAUGAACUCCCAAGACGAUCAGGGCAAGUUCUCUACUCUUUCCUUGUUACUUGGUUAUCUGAAACUCUUGGGCCCCAAAGUGAACUUCGUCUUCAACUCUGUGGCCCAUCUCCAGCGCCUUUCCAAAGCCCUCAUCCAAGUUCUAGAAAUGGACGUGGCCGACGUCAAAAUUGUCGAGGAGCGGCGUUGGAACUCUGAUCACCUGAGUGCUUCUCCAACGAGCCCAGCCGCACGGGCAUCGAAUCACAUCCAGAGGAGAUAUUUCCGCUUCUUCACCGAUGACAGGGUUUUCCUGCUCUUGCGGCAGGUCUGUCAGCUUCUUGGUUUUUAUGGGAACCUCUAUUUGCUUGUCGAUCACUUUAUGGACCUGUACCACGAAUCUGUGGUUUACCGAAAGCAGGCAGCCAUGAUCCUUAAUGAACUGGUUGCAGGGGCUGCUGGGCUGGAUGUGGAAAGUCUUCAUGAAAAUCAUAUUAAAACAAGCCCAGAGGAACUGAGAGAAAUUGUGACAUCACUACUUGAAGAAUACACAAGCCAGGAAAACUGGUAUUUGGUCACUUGUAUCGAAGCUGAAGAAAUGGAAGAGGAGCUAACAGGGAAGCAAUCAGGCCUCCAGGCCAUCGCAUCUGGUGCACACACCUGCCGAGUUACGUCUUUUCCAGCCUUCUCGAAGCCAAGUCCCACGAUUUGCUCCAUGAACAGCAACAUCUGGCAAAUAUGCAUCCAGUUGGAAGGGAUUGGCCACUUUGCAUAUGCACUAGGAACAGAUUUCCGAUUGCUCUUGAUGUCGGCCCUCUAUCCAGUUCUGGAGAAAGCCGGAGACCAAACUCUGCUCAUUAGCCAGGCAGCUACCAGUGCCCUGAUGGCCAUUUGCCAUGCUUGUGGCUACGACUCCCUGCAGCACCUGAUCAAUCAAAAUUCAGACUAUUUGGUAAAUGGGAUCUCUUUAAAUCUACGUCAUCUGUCUCUGCACCCGCACACCCCGAAGGUCUUAGAAGUCAUGCUGCGGAACUCUGAUGCUAGCCUGCUUCCUUUGGUGGCAGAUGUGGUUCAGGAUGUCUUGGCUGCCCUUGAUCAGUUUUAUGAUAAGAGAGCUGCUUCCUUUGUCAGUGCUCUGCACGCCCUGCUGGCAGCAUUAGUCCAGUGGUUCCCAGACCCAAGUGAUCUUGGGCAACCCCAAGAACAAAGGAUAGGGGAGGAGGCAGAACACUUGAGCAAAAGACCAGCAGCCCUUCAAAAAGGCCCUGAGAACCCCACCACAGCUGAAGAUGUCGAAAAGUUUCUGCUCAACUACCUCAAGGAAAAGGACGUGGCCGAUGGAAAUGUCUCAGAUUUCGAUGAGGAAGAGGAGCAGUCAGGCCCUCCCAAAGUGGACGAGAAUGACAUUGGUCCCCAUGUGAAGCCACCACUGCCACUGCAGAUCCAAAUAGCCACAGACGUGACGGAGCGCUGCAUCCACUUGUUGUCAGAUAAAAAUCUGAAAAUCCGCCUGAAGGUCUUGGAUGUGCUGGGUCUGUGUGUGGAAGUCCUGCAGUCCCACAAGGACCAGCUCCUUCCCAUGGCUCACCGGGCCUGGCCUGCGCUCGUGCACCGACUCACAAACGAUGAUCCCCGGGCAGUGCUCAGAGCCUUCGAGGUGCUGCGGACCCUCGGGGGCAAGUGUGGCGAUUUUCUCCGCAGCCGGUUUUGCAAAGAUGUCCUGCCAAAGCUGGCCGGCUCCUUAGUCACCCAGGCUCCCAUCAGUGCCCGCGCUGGACCAGUUUACUCCCACACGCUGGCCUUCAAGUUGCAGCUGGCCGUCUUGCAGGGCCUGGGCCCCCUCUGCGAGAGACUGGACCUAGGUGAGGGCGACCUGAAUAAAGUGGCUGAUGCCUGCUUGAUGUACCUCAGCACCAAACAGCCUGUGAAAUUACAAGAGGCUGCCAGGAGGGUUUUUCUCCACCUGAUGAAGGUGGACCCAGACUCCACCUGGUUCCUGCUGCACGAACUUUACUGCCCUGAGCAAUUCAUACCCCCCCACCCCUCCCUGCACCCUGUGCAGCUGCGGGGGGCCACAGGGCAGCAGAACCCGUACGCGGCCAGUGUUCUGUUCCUGCUCGGGGAGCUGCAGGGAGCUGCGUCGAGCCCCCUCCCUAGCCUGCAGACGGGAGCGGCCCCCACCCAGCCGAAGGCCGCGGCAGCUGCAGAGAAGACUGCAAAGGUGGAUUAGACGGCCGAUCGAUUUAUAAAUUGAUCGAUCGCGCAACUGCUUAGAAAUUGGAUUGAAGGAAAGUAGCUGACUGUUAUUUACAUUUCAUACUUGGUGUUUUCAGAUGACAUUGUCUGGCAGCUCUUAAGGGCUUAACUCCUUAGCUUACUAUCCCCAAGGCCCCAGCUGCCUCACCGGACAGCCCUCCCCUUACACACACAUAUCGGAGAGCCCGUGGACACGAGGGGCAGAGGCCUGUCCUGCACACCGGGCCCCCGAGGACCAUGAGGAAGCGGCGCUCCGGGAGACCUCAGACACAGCUCGGCAGCACAGACACGCGCCUCCCUCACCUCGAGUAAUGAGAUGGGGCUCUUUACACUUAACCUGUUCUUUGGAAGAGAAUGAAAUAAAGACACUUCUUGGAUGAAAAUACGAUCAAGAGCUCACUUUGAAGUUUUUCAUAUAAACUGAGUGACUUUAAAGAAAUGAGUGCACGUUCUUGAAUGGAUAAUCCAGAGCCGUGGUGUAAAAAUCCUGCACCGAACAGCAGCAGUGAGAAGUCCGUCUCCCGUUCCCCAGGAAUCUGGUUCUUCUCCCCCAGAGCAAACACCGGUGACAGUUUUUGGAUUUCUGUGAAGUAGCAGACUGACUUCUCUGACUUCUGAUUGUCCACACUAGCGCCCCGGUGCCCCGGCCACUGGCAGGCACGUUCCUGGCCCCAAAGCCCCUGGCUGGUUUUCAAGCAAAUCCCAGAUGUCAUAUCCGAACCUUCUUCUUAAACACACAAUCACAGUGGCAUUAUCACACCUACAAAAAUGUAACAGUGGCCCUUUAACAUUGUAGUCAGUCAGUACAUACCCACAUAAGGAUUGAACACUGCUGUUAUCAGUAUGUCCCUUAAUACAGCAGUCCCCAACCUUUUUGUCACCAGGGGCGGGUUUCGUGGAUAACAGGUUUUCCACAGACCCGGGGGUGGGGAGUGGCUUCAGGAUGAUUCAAGCGCUUUACGUUCCUGCUCACUUCCUGCCGUGGGGCCCGGAGGCUGGGGACCCCUGUGUUAAUACAUCCCAUUUGUAGAGUCCCCUCCACCUGUCCUCUUUUCCCUGCAAGUCUUAUUUACGGUGAGAGGAAGCACGGCCAUUCACCCUCCGGCACCGCCCCCCACAGUCUGCAUUAGUGACCGUGUUCCUGCACAGGCUCCUUUUGGGCACUGCUCUUCAGUAGGUGGUGUCGUUCCUGCCCAUCAGAUGGCAUAUGAUGCCUCAUCUCUGGUGACAUGAGCAGUCCCUGGUGACCCUGGCCUGGGUCUGCUGAGUAGGGCUGUGCCCGGCCUGCCAUGCUGGCUGGCUUCCAGCUCGAGUAGCUGCGUGAGAGAACCUUCCCUCUACGCACCGUGCGGUAACCUUGAAGGAGUUACUGUGAAAAGGCAGGGUAAAUAUUUGAUAUCUCUAGCCGGGUGGUUUAAAACAUGUAGAUGAUGUAAAUUUAGGUACACGCGAGUCUUGCAGGGUCCCAGGAACCAGAUGCGUGGAGGCACUGUCCAGCUCACUUCCCUGGUAACUUAGGUCAUGUGACCCUGCAGGGACCCCAAGCUCUAAAAACCCCUGCAGGUAUUGGAAGGGGGACCCUGAUUUCCUUUUCAGGUCUCUCCUGCCAGGGCGGUGGGGUGUGCGGCUCGGGGCCAGGUGGCAGCAGCCUGCCUGGUGGUCUGGGGGCCCCUCCCUCUCUUUGGGCCUCAUUCCUCCCACCUUCGAAGAGGAAUUGAGCCAGAAGGAGAGUGGUUUUGUUUUUUUUUUCCCAAGGCACAUUUAUUCAGCGUGAUAAAGGGAGAGCUCAUAAUCUUUUUGGAUUUUGUUUACCCCCUGCCCCUCGAAGAAUCAGAUGACAUCCAGGGACCCCCUCCCCGGAAACAUUCCUCCCCAUCCCGUGUCACUCCCAGGGGGCCGCUGCAUCCCCCAGACCGAAGUCACACCACUCCCCCAUCUGCUGCAGCUGCUCUGCUGACCUCGCCAAAUUCUAUGCGCAGCUCCAGGGGCUUCGUGUGUGACCCUACAGGGACCUCAAAUUAACCCCUGAAAGAGAGAGAACCACUCUUCCCGUUUGUAAAAUUCUGGGAUGAUUUUUUUUCUUUGGGAAAGGAAGAGAAUGCCCUCUAAUUGAGAUCGUAAAGCGAUUCACAGCAUUGUCCCUGAUUCCACCGGGGGGACACAAUGAUAGACUAAUUCAAUCUCUAGAUCCUGACAGAUGAGCAACCAGGUCAGAGGUGGUGUGCUUUGUGGAGCCUGUUACCAGUGCCAGCGAGAUUAAAGCCUCAGGCCUUCCCAGGGCGCUCGGUGUAGGAGGGCAGGGGAAAGACACGCCCAUCCGGUGCCCCAAUAAAACAGGGCGGGGCUCCGGGGAAGCUCUCCAGGAGGUAAUCUGCCUGGGAGGGUUUGCCAUGGUGUCCCAGAAACCCAUCUCUUCCUCGGAGAAUACAUCCUGAGUUGCAUUUGGAUUCCUGCAGGCAGAUUGUUGCACUUGAUUAAAAAAAAAAAUUAGAGUGACUCUCCAGUU